AUGGCUCCUCUUCUCCCUUUAAUUUUCUUCCUCAUGUUCUCUUCAAAUAGUGGUCAGGGUCCCCCCUCACCUGGCUAUAACCCCAGUUCCAAAAUUAGCACAGUAGGUUUUGAUCAGGGUUUUAGAAACCUAUGGGGACCUAAGCAUCAGAAUUUAGACCAGGGUGCAUUAACAAUCUGGCUUGAUUCUAGCUCAGGAAGUGGGUUCAAGUCACUUCAUCCAUAUCGUUCUGGAUAUUUUGGAGCAGCCGUCAAGCUCCAACCAGGUUAUACUGCUGGAGUAAUUACAUCAUUUUAUCUCUCUAACAAUGAAGAACACCCAGGGAACCACGAUGAAAUCGAUAUCGAGUUCCUCGGGACAAUCCCCGGGAAGCCCUACACUCUGCAAACCAAUGUGUACAUUAGAGGAAGUGGAGAUGGAAACAUCAUUGGGAGAGAGAAGAAGUUUCAUCUCUGGUUUGAUCCAACACAAGACUUUCAUAACUACGCUAUAGUAUGGAACCCUACUGAGAUCAUAUUCCUGGUGGAUGAUGUGCCCAUAAGAAGGUACCAAAGAAAGAGUGAUGCCACGUUUCCAUUGAGGCCAAUGUGGGCAUAUGGAUCCAUAUGGGAUGCAUCAACAUGGGCCACAGAGGAUGGAAAAUACAAAGCCGACUACAAUUACCAACCUUUUAUUGGAAGGUACAACAAUUUCAAACUAGGUGGGUGCACAGCCGAUGGCCCUACUACAACCUCAUGCCAGCCGCCCUCGGCCUCGCCCUCCGGUGCAACGGGGCUGAGCCAGCAGCAGAACUCAGCCAUGGAGUGGGUGCAGAGGAACUACUUGGUGUAUGACUAUUGCCAGGACCCCAAGAGAGACCAUACACAAACACCUGAGUGUUGA
This is a messenger RNA of Prunus armeniaca (apricot), 882 nucleotides long. The record is from the annotation of a GenBank genome assembly. Lineage: Eukaryota; Viridiplantae; Streptophyta; Magnoliopsida; Rosales; Rosaceae.